AUGAUUUCACUAGGUCAAGGUGCAUAUAACCCUUCCUUACAAGCCUUUGGAGCAGAUCAACUUGAAAAUGAAGAGGAACUGCCUUGCUGCAAGAGUUACCAGAAUUCUGACAAGAAGUCUUUGUUCUUCCACUGGUGGUAUUUUGGUAUAUGUAGUGGCUGCCUUCUAGGGAUCUCAUUUUAUACGUAUAAACAAGAAAAGAGUUUUGAUAUUAAGUCACUUGAAAACAUAGUUCGAGCCAUUAAAGCAACUGCAUCGAGAAUUAUAAAUGGUGGAAUCAAGAUAUCAACUAGGAAAUCUGAAGUGGUGGAGCUGGAGCUUGAAGAAAGUGGCCUUUGUCAUCAAGACAUUGAUGGAAUUGAGGGCUUGGAUAAGAACUCGGAUGAUGGAAUUGAAAUUGCGAAAGUAGUGCUUCGUCUGCUGCCAAUAUGGACAAUGCUUCUAAUGUUUGCUGUCAUAUUCCAACAGCCCGCUACAUUCUUCACUAAACAAGGUACGACAAUGAAGAGGAACAUAGGUAGCAACUUCAAGAUCCCACCAGCAACACUACAGAGUGCAAUCACCGUGUCUGUAAUUCUCUCAAUGCCUUUAUAUAGAAUGCUCUUCAUCCCACUCACUCGUCUAAUCACACGUAGUGAGAAAGGUAUCAGUGUGAUGCAGAGGAUGGGUAUUGGAAUGUUUCUGUCAGUUGUUGCGAUGUCUAUAGCAGCCAUCGUUGAAACAGAGAGGCUUGCAAUUAGUAGAAAGAUGGGGAUUUCAGGAUCAAAUUCAGAAACAGUACCAUUAAGCAUCUUCUGGUUGUUACCUCAAUACAUUCUCUUGGGCAUUUCUGAUGUUUUCACAGUUGUGGGGAUGCAAGAGUUCUUUUAUACAGAAGUUCCUGUAAAGAUGAGGACAAUGGGAAUAGCUCUAUACACUAGUGUUUUUGGGUUAGGAAGCUUUUUAAGUGCAUUUCUUAUCUCUGUCAUCGAAUUUACGACGAGUUCAAGAGGAGGAGGAAGACAGAGCUGGUUCUCUGAUGAUAUGACAGAAGCCAGCUUAGAUAAGUAUUACUGGCUUCUAGCCUUGUUAAGUGCAUUAAGCUUGGUAAUGUUCAUAAUUUUGUGCAGAUUCCACAAGAGUAAGACAUGA
Ilex paraguariensis (yerba mate) is the source of this 1131-nucleotide messenger RNA. Lineage: Eukaryota; Viridiplantae; Streptophyta; Magnoliopsida; Aquifoliales; Aquifoliaceae. The record is from the annotation of a GenBank genome assembly.